AUGCUACCGGCUCUGGCUGCGUCUCCACCAAGCAGUGAAGCAGUCAGAGCCGUGUACAAACUUUUAACAUGUGGCACAUUUAUGCCUGUUUACUAUGGGAAAACACAGCAAACAUCUUUGAUAUAUAAGGUGUUCAUCUUUGACCACUUAGUUUUUGGCCAAGUUGCAAAUAUAGAAUGGCAUCCUUUCAAAAUUGAGGAAGGGCAUGCAUGGAUAGCUGGAGAUGAGCUACUUGCCCUUGCAACUACAUGCGUGCGGCUUUCUAAGAGGCAAGCAGAAGAUUACAUAGUAUUAGGAAACACAAUAGGGAAUACUCAACACAAAGUUAUGUCUCUAUGGGGGUUCUGGUGGCGUCAGCAGCUUGAAAUAACUGUCACAGAUGAGACUGAAACAAAAGGCAUGCACCAAAUUGGUCUUUGUCACCAAAUUGUCACCUUCACCGGUCAAGGGAUUAGUGAUGGUGUGAGACAUGGUGCAGUUGCAGUGAUGAAAGGAGGCCCCCAAAAGAAAAACUGGGAUGGGAUGGUGGCAAUUGCUCAUUCAUCAUGUGCCCAUUUCUCAUGA
Molecule: messenger RNA, 564 nt
Organism: Sphenostylis stenocarpa
Lineage: Eukaryota; Viridiplantae; Streptophyta; Magnoliopsida; Fabales; Fabaceae
Source: the annotation of a GenBank genome assembly